Messenger RNA from Paramecium tetraurelia, 1233 nucleotides. RefSeq lists its product as uncharacterized. NCBI's taxonomy places the organism in Eukaryota, Ciliophora, Oligohymenophorea, Peniculida, Parameciidae. The transcript has 4 exons. The record is from RefSeq and is a predicted model, not a curated record.
AUGGAAAUCUGUGCAAUGCAUCAAGGGGAUAUAAAAUAUAUAAUAUUGGAUAAAAAUUCAGUUAAAUUGGCAUGCACUGAAUGCAAGGAUGAUGGAAUCACAGAAGGCUGUGAACCUGAUUAAUGCAUUCUGAUAUCGAAAGUUCUCAAAUUACCUGAGGUUUUAUUAAGUAAGAUUAAUAUUGAUUCUGAAUUGAAAUCAUUUUUCUCUAACAUCCUCAAAGAAUCAAAAGAAGAACUAAGUAACUUUAAAAACUACUGGUUAAAGUAAUUAUAAGAAAUAAAGACUGCUUUAGAAAACUUGAUAUGUGAAACGGAUAAUUACAUUGAUACAUUAACUAAGAUGCUUAGCGGUUAUAGAAUAGAAUUAAAAAGAAUUAUCAAAUUCGAGAUUUUCGAAUAAUAUAUUAAGGCCAAUGUAAACAAUUACAAUAUCGAUAAGAUGGGAUCUGCAAUCAUCUACAAAAAUCGGAAUGAAAUAAACUCUUAAUUAGAACUUAAAAUUUAAGACUAUAUAAAUUAGAUAACUCAGGUGAACAAGGAUGAAAUCUAAAAGAAAAUGGAAGAUCUAGUUUUGGAUUAUAAGAAUAAAGUAAUCAAUACUAAGGUACCAUCAUCAAUAGAAAUAUUAAAUUCAUUUAAGUCUGGAUUAGAAGAAUUCUAGGUGGCUGUUACUGAGAAGUCACGCCUAGUGAAUCCACUCUUGAGUGUAGUGUCCUCCUUAUUGUCACCUUCGAAUUUCUAGGAUAUUCUUUAUAAGAUCCCCUAAAAAUAGAGUGCAAAGUGUACACUGAUUUACUAAGGAUCGAAAGAUGGAUUUGAGACUAUCAAAUUUUGGAAUAAAAUCUAAAACAAAUCCAAUCUACUCAUGAUAAUGAAAUUAAAGAACAAUGUGUGUAUUUUUGGAGGAUAUUCACCUUGUCAAUGGUUGAAGUCAUCUUAACCUUAAUUUAUUGCAGAUAAUCAAGGCCAUUCAUUUUUGUUUAUACAAAAUAAAAGUGUUCAGAUGCAAUACUAUCCAAUCAAAAGUGAUUUUAAACAUCAAGCAAUUUCUGUGAAUUAAAACUAUGGACCAUUGUUUGGUAAGAAUGAUCUGCAGAUAUUCUCUGACUUCAAAGAAGGAUACAUCAAUAUAGGGUAACAUUACUUCAGAGAUCCAAAAGAUAAUUAAUAAAGCCUCCUUUUGGGACCUAAAUUAACAGAGAUUACGGAAUGUGAAGUCUAUGAAUUAUGA